GAUCUUGGCUAUCAUACCUGUGGGAACUUGAAACGAUAUUCUAUCGAAGAAUUUAAUUAUAAAAUUAUAUGACACGCAUGCAAUGUGAAACUAAAAUUCGAAUUACGAUUGUAUGUGGAUGUAUUAUUAUUUAGAGUAUUGUUUACAUUUCUCGAUCUCUGCUUUAGAUCCUUUUAAAAUGCAAAUCUAUAAUUUAGAGUUGUCAUAGAUAUUUUUCGAUGGAAAUCAUAGGAAAUUUUAUUUCGUUGAAUUUUUAUUUUCACAAAUUUAAAUGAGACUGAAUUGAGUUGUGCCAUUAUGUGAAUAUACCUAUAGUCUUUAAAAUAUUUAACAUUGAGUAUGUGUUCUCUAUAUAAAUUUACUUAUUAUGCUUGCCUACUUGAGUCUAGUUUUUUUACCUCUAGAUUAUAUUUUUCAUAGUUCAAAACAUAUGUUUUAAAUAAUGAUGAUCACACUGACAACCAUUUAAAUUAGAAAAUAGAUUAAAAAGUAUAAUAGUACUAAAAUGAGGUUUGAUAAGGGCUGAGUGAAUUAUUAUUGAGUUUCGUCUAAUUCGCGUGAUGCUGAGCUACCUGAAACAUUUUCCAAUCACUUGUAGCGAAAGAUUACAUUAGACUGAAUACUUGGAAAGAGUUUACAAUUAUCAUUGUAUUCUAUGGCGAACAUUUCUGGAAGAUCUCUCGUCUGGAUUCACCCCCUGUAGAAAGUUCGAAGGGAGUUCGGAAGUUAAAAUUUGAAAUCACUGCUGCAGAAGAUAACACGAAUGAACAAUAUUAAUGACCCAGUAUUAAUUUUACUUAUAGAUUUUAGCUCUUUGGAUAAAGAAAUGCUGUAAGAAAGAACAGAGAAAAUAUAAAUAAUUAAAAAUUAAACAGAAUACAAAUUAGCAAGGCAAUCACAAUUCAAACACUUGUCAACCCCUUCAGAACCCCUUGAAAACUUCAAGAUAAAUAAAGUUCAUGAAAUCAACGUUUAUAUUUUACUUUAAUUAUUUUAAAUAUGUCACAUUGUGCAUUAACACAAUAAAAAUAAAAUUAAAGAAAUGAAACCUAAUCGUAUAUUUGAUAUUAUUCGUUUUUGCUGACAAUAUCUUGUGUAACACAAAAAUAAUUAAUGCCUGAAGGGGUUAGAGUACAUAUCGCCCACCCUGAGUCUCUUCGCUCGAACAACAAUACUUUCCUUUGUCAAACCUUUGUAUUUGGUGCGUGCACUUUAAAAGGCCUCGAGUCCAGCGUGCACAGAGCUGGAGACCAUCGUAAUGAACUGGUUGGGCAAAAUGAUCGGUCUGCCAGAGGAAUUCCUGCAUCGUCCAGGAGGAUCGGGCGGCGGUGGCGUGAUACAAACAACCGCGUCAGAGGCGACCCUCGUUUGCUUGCUCGCAGCAAGGACCCGAGCCAUUAGAGACGUGCAGCAAAACGAGCCAGAUCGUUUACCAGCCGAGAUUAAUUCGCGUCUUGUCGGAUACUGCUCCGACCAAGCUCAUUCCAGCGUGGAGAAGGCUGGGCUAAUAGGUUUGGUACGAAUGAGGUACAUCGAAUCCGACGACGACCUUAGUAUGAGAGGCGAGGGGCUACUGGAGGCUAUAGUGCAGGACAGGGCUGAUGGUCUGCUUCCUUUCUUUGUCUGCGCUACUUUGGGUACAACUGGUGCAUGUGCUUUCGACAAUCUGAAGGAGGUUGGUCAAGUGUGCAUGGAAAAUGGACUCUGGUUGCACGUGGAUGCAGCCUAUGCAGGCAGUGCAUUCGUCUGCCCCGAAUUCCGUGGGUGGCUUCAAGGAAUAGAAUAUGCCGAUUCGAUAGCAUUUAAUCCCAGCAAAUGGCUGAUGGUGCAUUUCGAUUGCACAGCGAUGUGGGUGAAAAGCAGCCAAGCUCUUCACAGAACAUUUAACGUGGACCCGCUGUAUCUGAAGCAUGAAAAUUCAGGGCUUGCUAUCGAUUAUAUGCACUGGCAAAUCCCGCUGUCAAAGAGAUUCAGAGCCUUGAAACUGUGGUUCGUCAUUAGAAAUUACGGAAUCACUGGCCUUCAGAAGCAUAUUCGAGAGGGCGUCAGGUUGGCACAAAAAUUCGAGGCGCUAGUUUUGGCUGACGCACGCUUCGAGAUCCCUGCCACGAGGCACUUGGGGCUCGUCGUGUUCCGUCUUCGUGGUGAGAACACCCUGACGGAGCGUUUGCUGAAGAAAAUGAAUACAAGAGGUCGCGUCCACUGCGUACCGGCUGCCUUGCACGGAAAAUACGUGAUUAGGUUCACCGUCACUUCGACCAACACGACCAACGAGGAUAUUUUAAGAGACUGGGCCGAGAUAAGGAACACAGCGAACGAGAUCCUUGGGGACACCUCGAGUUCUCCAGUACGAGCAAGAGUUCCACUUGCAGAUACUCGAGAGAAGAACGAAAACUUUGGCUCGAGUUUGCUGCUGGCCAAUUCACCUAUGUCACCAAAAAUCGUUAAUGGCAGCUUCGCUGCCAUAUACGAUACAGCUGAUGUGUUCGAAGACUGCACGAAGGCUUUUGGUAAAUUUCGACUAGAAGCAAGAGAUAGUCCAGCUAUGCGACGUCGAAUUCGAGGAAUACUCAUGUCAGGAAAGCAGUUCUCCUUAGAUUCACGUAUGGACCUCGUACAAGGAUAUGCCUGCUGUCGCCCAGCAAUCGAAAUGACCUCUGAAUCGCCACUGAACGAGGACGAGGAUCCCUCAGGAACAGGUGAAUCAGGAUCCGACACUAAUCAAUCCAAUAAUGAUGCUUCAAGAGAGAAUUCGACAGCCCACCAGGAUUCAUCGGAUGCAACAAAGGAUAAAUUCUUGAGAAAGCAAAGCUCUAAGACUCGCUCGAAUUACGUAGUGAACGGAUCCAUCAAGAUCGGUACUCAGGAUUGCUCAAAUGAACUAAUGUCGAUGAUCACGGCCGAGGCGAAUAUACCUAGGAGCGAAACAAUAGGCGCGAUUGGUCAUCGUCCUUACACAGGUGACUUAUCGACCGUGGGCGACCAACAUGAGAAGCCUGACAAGGAGAAAGAUGGAGGCGAGGAGGACACUGAUUUCUGCAGAAAGUGCGGCCACUGUAUGAAAAAAGAGUAAAGUUAAUCGGUUCAUUGGAAUCAGUUCGAUACUAACUGUACUCCCUCGCAUCUUCGAUGGAUUAUAUAUUGUUCAGAUUAAGCGUAGCACUUCGCAGGCCUAGCGACGCUUAACAAACUUGUUGGAAAGAAAGUAAUAAGCUGCGAUAAUAAAUCUAAAGUUACUGUC
Molecule: messenger RNA, 3241 nt
Organism: Hylaeus volcanicus
Lineage: Eukaryota; Metazoa; Arthropoda; Insecta; Hymenoptera; Colletidae
Gene: Hdc
Product: histidine decarboxylase
Exons: 14
Coding region: 1259-3073 (604 amino acids)
Biological process (GO): histamine biosynthetic process; L-histidine catabolic process
Molecular function (GO): pyridoxal phosphate binding; histidine decarboxylase activity
Source: RefSeq, a predicted model, not a curated record